AGAGAGGAGUCCCAUGGCAACGCCGCCACCUCCGCGUCGACGGGCUGCCGACGCUACAUUGGAGCACCGCGCAUCGCUGCCGCGGCUGCAGUGGAGCUCCGCCGCGCUGGUGUUGCGGCUUCACCGGGGGAUGCAAUGGUGUCCGCCGGUGCUGCAAACGACGAAGCACGCGCAUCGCCGUCGCAUGUUCAUCCGCCCGUCCCUGCCAUGUGCUUCACCACAGCAACCCCAUCGGCGUCUCACUGCGUUGGAGCACCGCCGUGCGCGGUGGCAGCACUGCAUUGACGCUUCGUCGGACGCCAUCGUGGUGCUGCCAUGAAGCUCGUGGCAC
Messenger RNA from Hordeum vulgare subsp. vulgare (domesticated barley), 331 nucleotides. RefSeq lists its product as uncharacterized. The coding region runs from base 14 to 319 and encodes 101 amino acids. The transcript has a single exon. The record is from RefSeq and is a predicted model, not a curated record. Lineage: Eukaryota; Viridiplantae; Streptophyta; Magnoliopsida; Poales; Poaceae.